UGCGCUGGAAGAGGAGCAGAAGAAGACCUGAGAAGAUGAAGGAGAGCACUUGACAGAAGCGUGUUUAGCUUGCUAGCUAAAUAACCGCACAGCUAAGCGCUUAAACUCUAAUGCUUCCUCCGCUCGGAGUCCAAUCCACCUCUAUAAGGGCACCAGGACUUAAUAUUUAGGACAAGAGUUCACUGGACAGCGCGUUUCGGAGCUUGGCAGCCAUGCAGAUCACACUGAAGACCCUGCAACAACAAACCAUUCAUAUCGACAUCGACGACGACCAGACGGUGAAGGCCUUGAAAGAGAAGAUAGAGGCAGAGAAAGGCAGGGACAGUUUUCCAGUUUCAGGGCAGAAGCUGAUCUAUGCGGGCAAAAUUCUGCAAGAUGAUACGCCGAUCAAAGAGUACAAAAUCGAUGAGAAGAACUUUGUCGUUGUCAUGGUAUCGAAGCCAAAGCCUCCACCAGCGCCUGAGCCGCCAAAGUCUGUUUCCACAGCAACACCAUCCGCUUCGUCGUCCACUCCCCCUGUUCCCAGUCCAGCAGCUAUACCUUUCUUCUCUGAUGAGGAAACAUCACCAUGUGACCCACCUGCUACAGUCUCACCGACACACAGCCCAGAACAUCCUGAUCUUGGUGAAGAAGAAGAGGAUUCAUCUUCAGUAUUAGAUCCGGAGUACCAGUCUAUGUUAACACGGAUCAUGUCUAUGGGCUAUGAGAGGGAGAGAGUGGUGGCCGCUCUGAGGGCCAGUUUCAAUGACCCUAACCGCGCUGUGGAGUACCUACUUAAUGGUAUUCCUACAGUCCCUGUGCAGGAGACCAGCCCUGCUUCUGCUCGCAUACCUGGCACAGACACACACUCAACUGAAGGAGAGAACCCUCUGGAGUUCUUGCGUUCUCAGCCACAGUUCCAGAAUAUGCGGCAUCUGGUCCAGCAGAACCCAUCCUUACUGCCCUCACUGCUGCAGCAGCUGGGCCGAGAGAACCCAGAGCUCCUGCAGCAAAUCAGGCAACACCAGGAGCUGUUUAUUCAGAUGUUGAAUGCACCAGCGGGGGAGGGGCCCGAGGGGGCGGAGCAUGCUGACUUGGGAGCCAUGGGAGAUGAAGGAGCACCUGUGGAUUACAUCCAGGUUACAGCACAGGAGAAAGAAGCCAUUGAGAGGUUAAAAGCUCUGGGUUUCCCCGAGGCGUUGGUGGUGCAGGCCUAUUUCGCCUGUGAGAAAAACGAAAACCUGGCUGCAAACUUCCUACUCAAUCAGGAUGAAUGAGAUCCACAAACCCGCCUCCCUCUUCAAAGCCAUGCCCCUUCACCAUCCUACACUCAAGCGCCGUGUUCUCUUUAGGCACCAGUACUUGCUAUCAUUGCAUUCAGUUAGGGCAAAUGAAUAAAGCUGAGCAGAGCUGUA
Pygocentrus nattereri (red-bellied piranha) is the source of this 1394-nucleotide messenger RNA. RefSeq names its product RAD23 homolog A, nucleotide excision repair protein a (gene rad23aa). Gene Ontology annotation, cellular component: cytosol; nucleoplasm. Gene Ontology annotation, molecular function: ubiquitin binding; polyubiquitin modification-dependent protein binding; proteasome binding. The transcript has 9 exons. Gene Ontology annotation, biological process: proteasome-mediated ubiquitin-dependent protein catabolic process; nucleotide-excision repair. Bases 213 to 1256 code for a protein of 347 amino acids. Lineage: Eukaryota; Metazoa; Chordata; Actinopteri; Characiformes; Serrasalmidae. The record is from RefSeq and is a predicted model, not a curated record.